UGAAAUUAUCAACGUUGUCGUACAGAUUUGAACAACGGUUUUGAUUUUUAACAUUUGCCUGAAGAUGACAGACCGCUACAACAUUCACAGCCAGUUGGAGCAUCUUCAAUCUAAAUACAUUGGAACAGGCCAUGCGGACACCAGCAAGUGGGAAUGGUUGGUGAACCAACAUCGGGACUCAUACUGUUCAUAUAUGGGCCACUUUGACCUGCUGAAUUACUUCUCUGUUGCUGAGAACGAGAGCAAAGCCCGUGUGCGCUUCAAUCUCAUGGAGAAGAUGCUGCAGCCCUGUGGCCCACCUUCGGACAAACCUGACAAUGCCUAGGCUAAGGACUUCAACUGACAAGAUGUGGAUUUUAUUGUUUGGCUAUCCAUCAUGUUGAUAAGAAGUCAUGUUUGAGGUUGGA
Molecule: messenger RNA, 407 nt
Organism: Coregonus clupeaformis (lake whitefish)
Lineage: Eukaryota; Metazoa; Chordata; Actinopteri; Salmoniformes; Salmonidae
Product: splicing factor 3B subunit 5-like
Exons: 1
Coding region: 65-325 (86 amino acids)
Biological process (GO): mRNA splicing, via spliceosome
Cellular component (GO): U2 snRNP; precatalytic spliceosome
Source: RefSeq, a predicted model, not a curated record